AUGGGAGCUGUUGUUGGCAGAGAAGCAGCAGAAACUGUUCCUUUUGAAGUUCUGCGAGAAGCUCCAGCUUUUGAAAUUCGCCAUUACCUGCCCCACCCCAUCGCUGAGACCCCAUGGCAAGAAAACUCGAAGAAGACAUUUUUCGCGUUGGCGGAUUACAUAGGGGCUUUUGACACUCCGCACAACAGAGAGGCGCAAAAGCUCGCCAUGACCACUCCGGUGGAAUGCAUUGUGGAAAAAGGAGAAUUCAAAGUCAUGCGUUUCUUUUCUCCAAAAGAGGUGGCUUCUGCUGCUUCCAUGCCUUCCCCGACCUCUCCCGCGGUGUCUGUCGAUACAGCUGGGGAGCGCUUCGUCGCGGCCCGCCGUUUUUCGGGUUCCAUAAAUUUGGAUUUAAAUCCUUUUGAGGAUUUAUCAGUGCGGCCUCAGUUGCUGCACGUGGUAAGGGCUUUGCUGCGGGACCAGCUGGUCACGACGAGCAGCAGCAGCAGCAGCAGCAGCGGCAGCAACGGGAACAGCAGCUGCAGCAGCAGCAGCUGCAGCGACGAGGAGAUCUGGCAGCAAAUUAAAGAGGGACUCAUUAAUGAUGCAGCUUCAAAUAAACCUGCCAAGUUUUCUCUUGCCAUUUAUAAUUCUCCUUUUUGUUUGCCUUUCUUCCGGCGAAAUGAAAUAUGGAUUUCUCUUUCCAAAGAAACUGUAGAACGCAUGCAGCAGCAGCAAAGCAUGCAGCAGCAGCAAAGCGUGCAGCAGCAGCAAAGCGUGCAGCAGCAGCAAAACGGCACAAGUUGA
This is a messenger RNA of Eimeria tenella, 786 nucleotides long. RefSeq lists its product as uncharacterized. The transcript has 4 exons. The coding region runs from base 1 to 786 and encodes 261 amino acids. NCBI's taxonomy places the organism in Eukaryota, Apicomplexa, Conoidasida, Eucoccidiorida, Eimeriidae. The record is from RefSeq and is a predicted model, not a curated record.